AUGGAGUUCCAACUGCCCGAAUUGCCAUUGUCUCAGAUCUUCUCUUUCCUGGAUUCAUUCAGCUUGCUCCAGGCUGCCCAAGUGAACAAGCAAUGGCGAACAGUUGCAAACAGUAAUCAGCUGUGGAAAAGACUGUAUGUGUGGAGGUGGCCCGAUAGCAAGCUAAGUUGUGGGUGUGACGGCCUGGUGAAGGAAUGGAAGAAGUCCUACCUGAGGAUGACCAGGCAUGAGCGACAGAUGACAUUGGCCAAGGCAGACGACUUCAGUUAUAAAGAAGCAUCUGAGGAAGAGGGGACGAUGGGGCUUACAGCUUAUGUGUGGAAGAACGACCCCGAAAUCGUUGGUAUGACUCCUGUCAUCUGCUCCGUGUCUUCGAUAAAGAGGCUGUAUGCCUGGGACGUCCAAACUGUGGGCGACAUCACUGGGGAUAUCUACACAUUUACGUUACCUGACUUAACCCAGAUUUCUAAAGUUAAAGCAUUUCAAUUCAGAGUCGACGUUUUGCUCUGCUCUCCGCACAAGCAGUGGAUGUUUGCGUGUGGGCUACAGCAACAUACCUUCUCAAGGGCCAAAUGGAUCCCCAAUAGAGAUAGCAAGAUAGUACUGAUGUACCAACGUAUCCCCAAGAAGAUAGGGUUGAUGACCCUGAGCCUCACAACCAAGAAGAUUGGGAAAAAAACCAACGUAGAAGCACGUGAGGUCGGGAAUUUCCUGCUGCCAGAUCACAUAGAUAGUUCUAACUGGAUGGGAGUCAGUGAAGAAGAAUUGAUCGUCUUGGGCAGUGGGCCAUACCUUUUCAUCUUUACCACUAAUGGCUUCCUCCUGCGUCAAGUGGAUGACCACCUGACAGGCAUCAUGCACCUGAGGGUGGAUCAUAUCCGUGUCCUUGCUACAACUAUGGAUGGUACUCUGCACCUGUAUGUUUGGGAAGAGGGAGGCCGCUAUCCGUAUCUCAAGAAGUGCUGUGAACUGAAAUUUGUGAGCUCCAACUUCACCUUGGACCGCUAUUUCUACGAUGUAAUAUGUGAUAAUGACAGCAUAGUACGUGUGGUGUCAUCAGAAACUACUGGCUUCAGCAUCCUGAUGUUGUACACUUUGAAAACAAGUCUACAAAGCUAA
Ochotona curzoniae (black-lipped pika) is the source of this 1119-nucleotide messenger RNA. It is a transcript of the gene FBXW12, whose product is annotated as F-box and WD repeat domain containing 12. NCBI's taxonomy places the organism in Eukaryota, Metazoa, Chordata, Mammalia, Lagomorpha, Ochotonidae. The coding region runs from base 1 to 1119 and encodes 372 amino acids. The transcript has 9 exons. The record is from RefSeq and is a predicted model, not a curated record. Gene Ontology annotation, molecular function: protein binding.